Molecule: messenger RNA, 6158 nt
Organism: Candoia aspera
Lineage: Eukaryota; Metazoa; Chordata; Lepidosauria; Squamata; Candoiidae
Gene: STK10
Product: serine/threonine kinase 10
Exons: 19
Coding region: 416-3355 (979 amino acids)
Biological process (GO): protein phosphorylation
Molecular function (GO): protein serine/threonine kinase activity; ATP binding
Source: RefSeq, a predicted model, not a curated record
CCUAUGGGGCCGGAGAAGGUGUUGGCCCCAGUCCGACCUAGCAGGUGAAGCGUCGCUCCCCGGUCCAGGUGCUCGGCUGAAUGGCUCGGUCCUUUUCCGCUGCCUCGAGGUAACCGCGCUGGGCACUCCUUUCACGCGCUGCCGGUUGCAGUUGGAGCCACUUCCCCCUGCCCUGAGAUAGCCCAGCAAGCCGGGGCGUCCCACGCUUGGCAGAGAAGCAUCCUUUUGGGGUUUCUCCUCAGCCGAAGCCCCGUAAGGCACCGACCGGGCGGAACUGACUUGGCUGCUUCCUUGGAAGGUCUCCUUCUGCCGUAGAGGCUUCGACAGACCGGCCCCUGCGAGAGUCAUUUCUUUUCCGUUGGUUCUCCUGACACGUCGAUGGUGAGAAUCCCGAAGCCCAGCCCGGGGCGCUGCCAUGGCCUUCGCUAAUUUCCGGCGCAUCUUGCGCCUCUCUAACUUUGAGAAGCGGCGAUCCAAGGAAUACGAGCACGUGCGCCGAGACUUGGAUCCCAAUGACGUGUGGGAGAUCGUCGGAGAGCUGGGCGACGGCGCCUUCGGCAAGGUGUAUAAGGCCAAAAACAGAGAGACCGGAGACUUAGCUGCUGCCAAAGUCAUUGAGACCAAAAAUGAAGAUGAGCUAGAGGACUACAUAGUGGAGAUAGAAAUUCUUGCUACUUGUGACCACCCAUACAUUGUAAAACUGCUGGGAGCCUUUUAUUAUGACAGCAAAUUAUGGAUUAUGAUUGAGUUUUGUCCUGGUGGAGCAGUAGAUGCUACUAUGCUAGAGCUGGAUCGAGGCUUGACUGAAUCCCAGAUCCAGGUGAUUUGUCGCCAGAUGCUGGAGGCCCUGGACUAUCUCCAUGGCAAGAAGAUUAUCCAUCGAGACUUAAAGGCAGGCAAUGUGCUGCUGACCCUAGAUGGAGAUAUUAAACUUGCUGAUUUUGGAGUAUCCGCCAAAAACAUAAAAACUUUGCAGAGGAGGGAUUCCUUCAUUGGCACACCAUACUGGAUGGCUCCUGAAGUGGUGAUGUGUGAGACUAUGAAAGAUACCCCUUACGAUUACAAGGCUGACAUCUGGUCCUUGGGCAUAACACUCAUAGAAAUGGCCCAGAUAGAGCCGCCCCAUCAUGAGCUCAAUCCUAUGAGAGUCUUACUAAAAAUAGCCAAAUCUGAUCCUCCUACUCUUAAUUAUCCAUCAAAAUGGUCUCCAGCGUUCAGAGAUUUUCUGAAGACUGCACUUGACAAGAACCCUGAGACCCGGCCAACUGCCACACAAUUGCUGGAACAUCCUUUCGUCAGCAAGGUCACCAGCAAUAAAGCCUUACGUGAGCUCGUGGCAGAGGCAAAGGCUGAAGUGAUGGAGGAAAUUGAAGACAAUAGAGAGGAAGUUGAAGAGGAGGACUUAUCAGAAUCUGCAUCUCCUCAAGACGUUCACCAGAGGGAUUCCUCUCUUGCAAGCCAGCUAAGUGUGGAAGGAGACAAGCUUCAAGAAAACGGCUUAUCACUUGCAGCAAAUGGACCAAAGUUGCCUCUGGAGCAGGUCAAGGAAGCCAUAAAUGGGCAGGGCCACAGGCUUUUGGAGGAAGAAGCUAGAACUGAAGCCCUGGUCAAAACUGCUGAGCAUUCAGAUUUGUUGGGAAUAGAAAGUGAUUCAGUCCUGCCUGAUGCCAAGCAGAAGUUAAGCACCAGCCCCCAGGCACUGCAGCCCAACAAAAACAUUAAACCAGUAGAGGAUGGGGCUCUCAACCACCAGAAGGAAAGCACUGAGCCAGCAAACAAUGAGGAUUCAAAUUGGGGAAGCCAUACUAUAAACAGCCUCCUUGAAACACCAACUGAAGAAAGGCUCCCCAAUGGGAGUUUGAGCUCUUCUCAGUUUGAGAAUGAGAGCUUCAAGCGAGAUUCUGAUUCUGGUAGCACCUCUGCUUCAGAGAGCAUGGACCUCAGCAUCUCUUUGUCUACUGAUCUGUCCCUGAACAGAGGCAGCGGGUCCCACUCCCUAAAGAAUGCAAAAAUGCAGAACAUGACACUGAAACGAACGAGAAGAUUUGUAGUAGAUGGAGUGGAAGUGAGUGUUACCACCUCAAAAAUCAUCAGUGAGGAUGAAAAGAAGGAUGAAGAGAUGAGAUACCUCAGGCGCCAGGAGCUGCGGGAGCUGCGUUUGCUUCAGAAAGAGGAACAUCGGAAUCAGACACAAUUAACAAGCAAACAUCAGCUGCUCCUGGAACAAAUGUUAAAACGCUUUGAACAGGAAAUGAAUGCAAAGAAGAAGUUCUAUGACACAGAACUAGAGAAUCUAGAACGACAGCAGAAGCAGCAGAUUGAGAAAAUGGAGCAAGAUCAUGCGCUGCACCGGCGAGAUGAGGCUAAACGUAUCCGUGCUGAGCAGGAACGGGAUCUGGUUAAAUUUCAAGAACAGCUGAAACAAAAAAAGAAAGAGCUCAAGAAUGAUAUGGAAAAGCUCCCACGGCAACAGCGCAAGAGCACCAUGAAAGUGAGGAUGGAAGAAUUUGCCCAGAAAAAGCAAGUUAUGGAACAAGACUUUAUAACCAAGCAAUCUGAGGAUCUGGAACAAGCUAUGAGAAACAUUACGGCUCAGAAUCGGAAGGAGAUCUGUGACAAAGAACGAGAAUGCCUCAACAAAAAGCAGCAGCUUAUGAGAGACCGGGAGGCCACUAUCUGGGAUCUUGAAGAGCACCAUCUGCAGGAGAAGCACCAGAUUAUGAAACAGCAACUAAAAGAUCAAUAUUUCCUCCAGAGACAUGAGCUGCUCCGGAAACACGAGAAGGAACGUGAGCAAAUGCAACGAUACAACCAGCGCAUGAUAGAACAACUGAAAAUUCGGCAGCAGCAAGAGAGGGCCCGUCUCCCCAAAAUUCAGAGGAGUGAAGGGAAAACCCGCAUGGCUAUGUAUAAAAAGAGUCUCCAUAUCAACUCCAGUGGAAGUGCCUCAGAACAGAGAGAGAAAAUAAAACAGUUUGCACAGCAGGAAGAAAAGAGACAAAAAGCUGAGCGACUGCAACAGCAGCAGAAGCAUGAGAUGCAGAUGAAGGAAAUGUGUGCCCAGUGUGAGAGCAAUAUGAAUGAACUCCAGCAGUUACAGAAUGAAAAGUGCCACCUUCUGGUUGAACAUGAGACCCAAAAACUGAAAGCCCUGGAUGAAAACCACAAUCUGACCCUCAAGGACUGGCGAGAUAAACUUAGGCCAAGAAAAAAGGCACUAGAAGAUGAGCUGAAUCAGAAAAAGCGAGAGCAAGAGAUGUUUUUCAAACUCAGUGAAGAAGCUGAUGGCCUCUCUCCUAUGUCACCAAACAAACCUGCUAAAUUUGUCCCAUUCAGCUCUGCAGAGGCUUCAUAAUGCUUGGGUUAAAUAGGCAAGGCUUGCUAACACUUGCCUUUGUCUGUUGGAAGGAAAUCAGCAGAAAAGAGCGGGCUCCUUCCUCUCUUUGCCAACUCUGAUCAGAGUUUUCUGUUCAGUUGUGUGUCAGUCAAUCAAUGUGGCUAGCAAUCUGAUCCACUAGAGGUAAGGCAGAUUCACAUGUAGGAUAGAAGCAAGCUGUAAAUGAGCUUCAAGAAGGAGACCUGAUGGGGCUGAGUGCAGAAUCCACAUUGCUUGCUGAAUCCUUUCCCCAGCCACCGGCCAGUUUUGUCUUUUACCAUUUCCCGAAGGGAUAUGUGGAAAAGAUUUAAGAGGAGAUUCAUCACUUUAUCAGUUUAAUUUUCCAAGUUAGCUUUCCUGUGACUCUCAGCUUGAUGAGUGGGUGGUUUCACUCAACAGUAUAACUUGAGUCUCAACAGUAAAUGAUGUUCACCUGCAAUGGCCUUUCAGAUGAAGUAAAACAUCAUCCAUCUUUAAUGUGGUCUCUAUCCUUGUAAAUUAAGCAAAGGGCUGCUUUUCGUUCUAUGCCUCCCUUUUGAAAUUGAUCUGUCCCUCAGCAUCUUCCAGACAGCUUGUGACAUAAUUUGUAUCUUUUCUCUGAUAUAGAAUAGGUGUACUACAGCCUGAAACUUAGAAGUGAAGUAUUUUUAGACAAAACAGUCCUAAAACAAACAGGGCAGCCAGAGGCUUGGAGGAAUGAAUUUCUCCCACUGUGAAGGUUGAGCAGAGACUGUGGAAAAUGCUGUCCAAUCUGGGGUUAUGUUUAAAUAAACAGACUUGCCCAAGCUAAAUGAUUGUAAAUGUACAGUCAGGAAGAAUGAUCUUUCUCUGCUGUUGUCAGUCAUCCGUGAUCCCAGCAGCUCUUCUUUUCAGAUGUAGCAUUGUAUCUUUGGUUUACUUGUGCCAGUAAACCAGAGUUCUGUGGUCCCCUUUCAUUCCACAGCACUAUUUAUUUGUCUGGGAGGAAGCCUCUGUUCAAGUUAUGGCAAGAGCCAGUGUUUGCUGUCUAGGUAAAGUAAGGAACAGUCAAACACAACAAAUCUAUAGCUGGCCUAAGGUUAAAGGCACUUUGCUUUGUAUCAAGUUUUGUGGGACUUUAAGGUUGUCAUAGAGUAGCAAAUGCCAGCUUUGGGACUUUCCCAUGCUAAAUGAUUUGGUGUGCUCAGAAUAGAAGACAGGCUUCUAAAGACAUGAAGCAGCAUCUGUAGGGGACUGCUUUGACUAAUCGUAGUGACUCUUUAAGUCUUUGCAGUUUCUCUGAAUCAGUAGAAAGGGCCACCUAAGAGAAGUAGAAUCGAAUGUUAUAUAUUUGAAAUGCUAAAGCUGUUCAGUAUUUCAUAGACUUUUACAAAUGCUAUUUUUGACCAAAGAGAUCUCCUUUCUUUCCCUCCCACAUAUUUUGAUUUAUUUAAUAUAAAUUUCCAAAGGCUUUGUCCACUUUGCCAGUUUGCAUUUCCCUGUGACUUAUAUAUAAAUUGUUUUUUGUCACUUUAUGUAGUAUAAUUCACACAGUUUUCGAUUUGGGCAACCAGCUGUAUGUGAUAAAUGCUUUGUUUGGUACUUGUUUAGCUACAAGUUCAAACAGAAAGCUUAUACAAUUCAUUUUGACCAUCUCAGAACGAAAUGCACUAAUGGAGGCAACGUGGUCCAGUGUUUAUUUUGAUAUAUAAUAUAGGGCUGUUCCAACAACAGCUCUUUGCCCUCUCUGCAGGAAAAGUGGCUGCUUCCUGAUGCACUGUUCUGCCAAGCACUGUUGCUGAUGACAUGAUUUUUGUCCUGACAGCUAAUUUGCUGGAAUGUCAGUUGAAGUUUAGUAGACUAGUGGCUGCUGAUAGUCCCGGUCACAGCGUGUCAAGAACUAGAAUAUAUUAAAAGAUGUCAGAAUGAAAAUACAGUCUGAAAGAAAUGUCUGCCAAAAGGAUUCUGAAUGUUAGAGGUCUUUAGGAAAUGUAUGUUCAGAAAGCACUUUAAGCCCUUAUUGAACUGUUUUAAAUCUUUGAGUGUUAAGAUAAUGUGUGAGGAGAGAGAGAGAAAUAGCAACAAAGCCUGCACAUUAUGAAUGUUGAAAGUGAAGGCAAAUGUUCUCUAGGUGAACAGUGUUAGUUUCAUGUUGAAAAUGAUAAAUGCUUCAUAAUCUUUAUGUCUUGGGUGUGUUGGUAUGUAUGCACAUUCCUGCUGUUUCUUCUCUUGGCCAAGAAAGCAAACAGUUGUAUACACCCACAAUUGCUCUUUUUCCCUUCCCUUGCCAGCCUGGCCCUGGCUGUUCCCAAGGGGGCUGGAACUUUACUAUGUGCAAUAUGCACUUCCCAGUUUUUCCAGGAAGCUUAUUGGGAGAAAGUGUCCCUUCCCCUCUUUCAGUUAAUUGUUUGCUAAUCCUAGGAAAAAAAACUUAUUAUUUUGGUUUCAUCAGGGCAGAGGGAGAGUUUUUUUUUUUUUAACAGGAAUAAGGGUUUUGGGGGGAAAAAUUCUCAAGGAUUUUCUCUUUUUGGGUUACCAUGAUGAUGUAAAUAAUCUAAUAAACUAUGAACCACUAAGCCCUUGCGUGGGGUCCAGAAUUGCAUUCCUGCUGCGUGUCUCUUUAGGUCAGCAGUGCUGGCUUGCUUUUAUACAUGAUCUUGGCUUGGCUACAGUGGAAUUGUGUUUCAGAAUUCUGUUGAUUGGCGUUAAGUCAACAGCUUGCUGGCCCUGUGCAAAGUGUUUUUAAAAUAUAGAUGGCCUUACUUGAAAAUAUCUGUACUGUAUUGGAAUGUGUUAAUAUUAAACUAUUAAUUCUUGAAGCAAA